Molecule: messenger RNA, 1269 nt
Organism: Stylonychia lemnae
Lineage: Eukaryota; Ciliophora; Spirotrichea; Sporadotrichida; Oxytrichidae
Source: the annotation of a GenBank genome assembly
AUGGAUAACUAGUUCGUUCCUCUAUAUGAUAGAGUAGACCAAGCCAUUGAUAAGUCAGAUUUUACCACUGUAGUUUAGUAUGUUGUGAAAAAUACAAAUAUGUGCAAAUAAGAUCCUUAGUCUAUUCAGAGACUGCUUAACAAUUUAACAAGAUUGAAUCUAACAGACUUCAUAAACGAAGUGUUCCAAGCACUAAUAAAGAUUUAAUUUACAUUUGAUUCUAUCGAAUAUGUCUAGCCUCUUGGAAAGAUGAUAGAGGUUAAUAAGACUAUGACCCAAAUCAAUGUUUUGAAUCAACUCAUUAUUAACAAAGUGACUAUCGAUACGAAUAUGAUUUAGAAAGCAUUAGAAUAGUGCUUUGACUAACUUAGUGAUAACAAAGAAGGCAAUACUGAGGUAGAGAUUGAAAAAGCAAUAAUAAAUUUGACAAAGUCAGUCUUAAAUGACCCAGGAAAAUAUCUUACUUAAGAUUUCGUAGUAUUUCUUAUUGAUAGAUUCAUUCAAAGUGGGAAAUUUGAGGAGGCAGAGAAAAUACUUCUAGAUACUAGAUUAAGCAUCUAGAUGUAUCCAGAACUUUGGAAGCAUUUCAUAGAUAGCUAAUCUAAAUUUGGAAAAUACGACUAUUGCAUCUAAAUCAUUGAUUAAUUAAAAACCAAGUCAGUUUCUACUGGUUAUGACCACCUUUAUAACAUUAUUAUAGAGAAAUUUAUCCAAGUGAACCAAAGAACUAAACCUCAGCAAAUCUUUGAAUUAUUCUUAAAACUGAGUCAUAGAAAAGUUUUAUUCACUUAUUUCAAUCAAAUUGAGACUCUAAUUUAAAUAUAUCAAUUGAAAGAUCUUGAACAAUUCAAGAGUGCUAUUGUUGAAAUAGACUAUAGCCUUGAUCCUAAUGCUUUUAAUUUGAUUAUCAAUCUCAUACUAGAUGCUAAAGACUUUGUAACUGCUAUUGGUAUGUUUGAAUUAGUAUUUGAUAGCUAGAUCAAGAAAGUUGAUCUUUCGUAGGUGGAUGUUUCACCAAAUGCUUUAAAAGUUCUUUUAAAGAUUCAAACACAAAAACUAAAGCAAGGCUUAGAUUGGAAACUUGAGGAUCUUAGUCUGUAAGGUCUUGAACAUGACACUUAAUUUGGGAAAGAGUCAAUGAUUAAAAAAUGGCUUCCAAUAUAAAACGAUUUGGAAAAUUCAAAAUACUUAAAAAUUGAUUAAGCAGAUUAGAUAAGUCUUAAUGACGAACUUUCAAUAAUUUCAAAGAGUGAUUACGAACUAAUAUGA